GAGGGAGGGAGGGCGAAGGCAGUGUGGAGUUGUCCGGGGGUGGGGGGGCCCUGUUGUUGCGACGAGAGCGAGCGAGCCAUGGACGGCCCCACACUCUGCAACGGCUUUCGCAAGAAGCGGCGCUCCCGCUCGCAGCGCGACCGGGCGAGGCGCUCCAAACGCGGAUUAUUACAAGGUGCUGCUGCUGCUGCUGCUCCCGGCGGGGCGGCUCUGGUGGUGGUGGCGGCGGAGCCGAGGCGGACGCCCACCGCCCCGUCCGUCCUUUCUUCCUCGGGCUCCGAGCUCGACAACAAUGGCAAGCCGCCGCUGCAGCCGACGGGCCGGCCCAAGCCCCCCAGGAGGAAGAGGAGGGAGUCGUCCUCGCCCGAGGAGGACAUCAUCGAUGGCUUUGCCCUGGCCAGCUUCGUCACGCUGGAAGCCUUGGAGAAGGAAGUUGUGGUGAAGCCUCAUGACCUCAUGGAGAAGCGCCUGGACCCUUUUGUGAAGAAGAAACGGGACGUGCUCACUAAUGGACUGCCAUACCACCUGAAAAAGAACAGACUGCACCAUCGCCACUACAGCUCAGACCGGGAGAAUGACCGCAACCUCUGUCAACAUCUCAGGAAAAGGAAGAAGUUCCUGAAAGGACUCAGACAGCUCAAGCCAGGCCAGAACAGCUGCCGGGACAGUGACAGCGAAAGUGCGAGUGGAGAGUCGAAAGGGUUCCAUCGGAGCAGUUCCCGAGAGAGACUCAGCGACAGCUCAGCCCCAUCCAGCUUGGGAACAGGCUACUUCUGUGACAGCGAUAGUGAUCCAGAAGAAAAGGUCUCCGACUCCAGUUCUGAAAAGUUGUUCAACACUGUUGCAAACAAAGAUACUGACUUAGGAGCUGGCAUAUUAACGGAAAAUGAGGACCAAGAUGCCAGGGCGUUGGCAGUCCCCAAAAUAUCGGGAUUAGAACGGAGUCAAGAGAAGAGCCAGGAGGACGGGAGAGAUCCGCUGCUUGACCCUGUCACAGCUAAAGAGCUUUCUCCCCAGGUUUCUCAGGCUUGGACCCUGCCUCAUUUGGAACCUGCUUCAGAGCCACAUUCUCCUAGUCCUGCUGCGAUCCAGCCAAAGGAGCCUCAUCAGCCAUCGCAACCUGAAGCCCCCCAGAGACUGCAGGCCUCGGGAGAGGCUCAGCACUCCACAGGCCCCCCGACUCCCACACAGCGCCCGCCAAGGCCGCCCUCUCCCGGGCAGCCUGCCCGUCAAAACCUGCUGUCUGCCCAGCUCCGCCCUCCCUCCCGCAGCCUCGCCCAGCAGUUGUCGGCGUAUAACAGCAGCAGCUUAAGCCUCAACAGUCUGAGCAGCAGCAGAAGCAGUACUCCUGCCAAGACUCAACCCCCUCCGCAUAUAGGCCACCAUCCCUCAGCAUCCCCUUUCCCCCUUUCUUUGCCAAACCACAGCCCGCUCAAUACCUUUACCCCCACCCUCCAACCUCCUGCGCACGCCCAUCACCCCAAUAUGUUUGCCCCUCCCACGGCAUUGCCCCCUCCUCCUCCUCUGACGUCAGGGACAUUGCAAGUUCCAGGUCAUCCUGCUGGAAGUGCUUACUCAGAGCAAGAUCUUCUCCGCCAGGAGCUGAACACCCGAUUUCUGGCUUCGCAGAGUGCCGACCGCGGCGCCUCGCUGGGCCCACCGCCUUACCUGAGGACGGAGUUCCACCAGCACCAACACCAGCACCAGCACACCCACCAACAUACGCACCAGCACACUUUCACACCUUUCCCCCACGCAAUCCCGCCCACCGCCAUCAUGCCAACGCCGGCACCUCCCAUGGUGCGUACCCCAGGCAGAAAUUUCGACAAAUACCCUACAAAAGUUGACCCUUUCUACCGACACAGUUUAUUCCACUCGUACCCUCCUGCUGUAUCAGGGAUCCCUCCAAUGAUUCCUCCAACUGGUCCUUUUGGCUCACUACAAGGGGCGUUUCAACCCAAGACUUCGAAUCCUAUUGAUGUUGCAGCAAGACCUGGAGCUGUUCCACACACCCUACUGCAGAAAGAUCCCAGGUUGACAGAUCCCUUCAGACCUAUGCUGAGGAAACCAGGAAAAUGGUGCGCUAUGCACGUCCAUAUCGCUUGGCAAAUAUACCAUCAUCAACAGAAAGUGAAGAAACAGAUGCAAUCAGAUCCCCAUAAACUGGAUUUUGGCCUGAAACCUGAAUUUCUGAGUCGGCCACCAGGUCCUAGUCUCUUUGGGGCCAUCCACCAUCCCCAUGACUUAGCUCGGCCCUCCACUCUCUUCUCUGCAGCCAGUGCUGCCCACCCAGCCGCACCCCCUUUUGGCCCUCACCCCCAUCACAGCAACUUCCUCAACCCUGCUGCUCAUUUAGAGACAUUUAAUCGGCCCACGACGUUCACCAGCCUUGCAGCCGUGAGCGGCAAUGCCUUCGGGGGACUUGGGAACCCUGCCGUUACGCCCAACACUAUGUUCGGCCACAAGGAUUGCCCCAGUAUGCAGAGCUUUAGCAACCCACACGAGCCCUGGAAUCGCCUGCACCGAACUCCUCCUUCGUUCCCGACCCCUCCGCCCUGGCUCAAGCCAGGUGAGCUGGAACGCAGUUCGUCUGCUGCAGCUCAUGAGCGAGAUAGAGAUGUAGAUAAAGGAGACUCUUCUCUUAGUAAAGAUGACAAAGACAGGGAGAGUAUAGAGAAAAGACACUCCAGCCAUCCUUCUCCUGCACCAGUCCAUUCUGUGAGCUCGCUUGGACAUGGCCGUAGCUCAGCUGAGCAGAUAAGAAGCCACCUGAACCCAGAGAUACGGGAAAAAGAUAAACCCAAAGAGCGUGAGAGGGAUCACUCCGAACCUCGGAAAGAUGUUAACGUUGAUGAGCACAAAGCAAAGGACAACUAUAUUUCAGACAAAGAAGGUCUAACCCAUGAGAGCAGACCACUGGAAGAGUCUAAGCAAUCAUCUCGGGUACCUUCACCCUAUACCAGGCCUGCUGUUGUGGAGAACACCAGACCUAACAGCACCUCUAGCCGAGAUGCCGAGAAAAAGAGUGAGCCUGCAUAUGAGAGUCUGAAGAAAUCCAGCGAAGUUAAAGUGAAGGAGGAAAGGAAGGAGGAUCAUGACAUCCCACCUGAAGCGCCACAGACACACAGGCCAUCUGAACCACCACCACCACCUCCAAUGCCCACCUCCAAUGUUCAUCCAGGCCCUUUGGUGUCAAUGCCCAUGUCUGUGGGUGUCACCGGCAUCCAUCCUAUGAACAGUAUCAGCGGUCUAGACAGGACUCGCAUGAUGACACCUUUUAUGGGGAUCAGCCCAAUUCCAGGCAGCGAACGAUUCCCUUACCCUUCCUUCCAUUGGGACCCAAUGAGGGAUCCAUUGAGAGAUCCCUACCGAGACUUGGAUAUCCACCGGAGAGACCCUUUGGGCAGAGAGUUUCUCCUGAGGAAUGACCCGUUGCACCGUCUUUCUGCACCGAGGUUAUAUGACGCAGAGAGGUCGUUCAGGGACAGGGAGCCACAUGACUACAGUCACCACCACCACCACCCACUUUCGGUCGACCAUCGCCGUGAGCACGAGAGGGGGGCCCACCUGGACGAGAGGGAGAGGUUGCACAUGCUCAGAGAGGACUAUGAGCAUGUACGGCUUCACUCUGUUCACCCUGCAGCUCUGGACGGCCAUUUGCCUCACCCUAGCUUAAUCACCCCAGGACUUCCAAGCAUGCACUAUCCCAGGGUCAGCCCCUCCUCAGGACUUCAGAAUGGGAUCCUCAACAAAAGCCCCCCGACGGCGGCUCUAAGUGCCCCUCCCCCUCUCAUUUCUACCCUGGGACCUAGACCUAGCUCCCCGCGCAGGACUACCCCUUUGUCGUCAGAAAUGCGGGAGAGGCCACCCUCACACACACUCAAGGACAUAGAAGCACGAUAAGGCAGACAGAAUCAGACCAGGAGAGGACAUUUUGUAAAAUGGAAUGUCAGUGCAGAUCUUCUUACUCAACAAAUGUAGACUUUGGUUAUGACCCAACUGUAUAAAAAAAAUAAU
This is a messenger RNA of Lacerta agilis (Sand lizard), 4017 nucleotides long. It is a transcript of the gene AUTS2, whose product is annotated as activator of transcription and developmental regulator AUTS2. NCBI's taxonomy places the organism in Eukaryota, Metazoa, Chordata, Lepidosauria, Squamata, Lacertidae. The record is from RefSeq and is a predicted model, not a curated record. The transcript is spliced from 19 exons. Bases 79 to 3903 code for a protein of 1274 amino acids.